GUCAAAAAAUCCUCAUAAAAAUCAUAUAUUUAAAAAAUUUACGUUGAGACGUCUUACAAGAUUACACUUAAUACGAAAUAAUAUUUUUUUUUUCUUAUACAUUAAUUCAAUCUACGACUACGACUAAGUUUUAAAAUUUUAGUCGAAUCAAAUAAUCCAAAUCAGAUCCGACCACGACAAUUCAAUACUACGUAUUUGACCCGAAACGAAAAAAAAUUUCCCUCCCAUUUUACCCGCCAAAACGAGGAACCUUUAUAUAAAAAUUGAAAAUUGAAGAGAAAUUGUUCCUCUUCUUCACUCAAAUCCCCAAUCUCAAAAAUCAGAUCCUCUGCAAUUUCAACAUCAACCUACGAUCAUGAGCGACGCCGGAAACGGUGGCGCAGCUCCGACGGGAUGCUACAAGUGCGGCCGACCUGGUCACUGGUCUCGCGACUGUCCUUCUAACCCUAACCCUAAUCCUAACCCUAACUCUAACCCUAAUGUCAAUUCAACUUCUUCUUUCCCAAAAUCCUCCAACAAUUUCUCAAAGUUCAACAAUGGUGGUAAUGGCAACAGCAGUAGCUUCCAAUUGAAGCCUACUGCUUCUGCUUCGAAGCCGAAGAAGGUGCCUAGAACUCGGCCUAAGCUUACCCCGGAGUUGCUGCUUUCUGAGCAAGGUCUUGGGUACAUUCUCCGCUAUUUUCCUCGUAAUUUCAAGUACAGAGGUCGUGGUCAUGAGGUCAAUGAUCUGAGGAAUUUACUUCGUAUGUAUGCUGAAUGGCAUGCACAAUUACUUCCAUACUUUCCAUUUGAUCAGUUCAUACACAAGGUAGAGGAAGCUGGAUCUUCAAAACGUGUGAAGACAUGCAUUGCUGAGUUAAAAGAAAGAGUUGCUAAUGGAGGGGAUCCCACGAAACUGAACGAGUCAGUUACUGAAAAUGAAAUCUCGUACGAUAAAGAAGAUGUCCUAAAUGUGGAUGAGCCCACUCAUAAUCAAGAGGACUUACCUUUCAAUGGAAAUGAUGCUGAUGAGAUGCAUGACCGGACAUUUAAUGGGACUAAUGUUGAUGAGAUGCAUGACAUGCCUGUCAAUGGGAAUGAUGAUGAUGAUGAUGACAUGCUCAAUGAAAUAUAUGACAAGACUAUUGAAGAAACAUCCAUAUCUAGGAAAUCUAACGCUAUAAGUGCUGAUCUGCCACCAAGUGACAUUUCAAUCGAACAAAGAGAUCAAUCAUUAGGUGAUGGUGGAAAUUCCCUCUCUAUUGGGAUAACAGAAGAACAAAAAUCACUGACGGAAGCCAAGAAACUGAAGGCUCUUGAAAGAGCUGCUACCCUGGGUGACAAAUCAAUGAAGAAUUCAGAUCAAUCAUCAGUUGUAGGAGCUGGCAGCCCCAACCCUACCGAGAUUACAGAAGAUCAAAAAUCACUAAUGGAAGCCAAGAGACAAAAGGCACUUGAGAGAGCCCGUGCUCGCAGUCGGCUGUUGCCAGCUUCUUGACCUUUAUAGGUGCAGUAGACAUGCUCUUGGUUUUGCUUUUACUUCAUCUGCAAAUUAUAGGACUCUUCUUUGUGGUUGGAGCAAUAUCACUGUAAAAUCUCUGAUAUGCUUUUGUAAAUUUGCUGUUGUGCUUCUGUCCUGAAAUCCUGUUUGCUUGCU
Chenopodium quinoa (quinoa) is the source of this 1636-nucleotide messenger RNA. Its product is annotated as TIMELESS-interacting protein-like. Lineage: Eukaryota; Viridiplantae; Streptophyta; Magnoliopsida; Caryophyllales; Amaranthaceae. Gene Ontology annotation, biological process: DNA damage response; DNA replication checkpoint signaling; replication fork arrest. Gene Ontology annotation, molecular function: DNA binding; zinc ion binding. The record is from RefSeq and is a predicted model, not a curated record. Gene Ontology annotation, cellular component: replication fork protection complex; nucleus. Bases 356 to 1477 code for a protein of 373 amino acids. The transcript has 5 exons.